This is a messenger RNA of Candida tropicalis MYA-3404, 681 nucleotides long. RefSeq lists its product as uncharacterized. Bases 1 to 681 code for a protein of 226 amino acids. Lineage: Eukaryota; Fungi; Ascomycota; Pichiomycetes; Serinales; Debaryomycetaceae. The transcript has a single exon. The record is from RefSeq and is a predicted model, not a curated record.
AUGGAAAAAAAAAAAAAAAUCGCGUCUUCGCUGAUAAAAAAAAUGCCAACCAAAAAAAAAAAAAAAAUCAAUACAUCCACCCUUCUCCGACCUUACUUGCCUCCCGUUGAACAAACUACAACUAUGAAUAUUCCAUCGACUCCUAAUUCAAAAACUAAUAAAUUACGUGACAUGCAAAUGAAUAUACCAUCAUCUCCUCCCACAAAUGCUCUUGAUCAAAUUUUUCAGCACCAACGAGAACGUGCAGAAACUAUGAUGAAACCAUUAUCAUCAUCUUCACCAAUCAAAUCAGACUCCGACGCGUCCCUGCCUUUUCGAGUUGGAAGCAGAGGUAGGUAUAAUCAUCAUGCUAUUGAUUCACCUCGCUCCCAAAAUUUCAAUCUCCGUAAUAAACACAACAAAUUACGUCAGGUACGAAACCAGCAUCGUCAUGAUAAACUAAUGUUACAAAGAGAGGCAAUUGAUAGUAGGCAAUUCAGAGAGGACGUCUUAAACAAGUAUGAGACUGAAUACAAGGAAGUUACCAAUAAUUUGAACAUUGAUCAAUUAAUUGAAGAUGAACAAGAAAUCGUGGAAGGUGAUGAAUUGUUGAACUAUCUUGAUGAAGCUGAACAAAGAGAAUGGGAAGAAGAUGCUGAAUUAAUUGAUAUGAUUCUGAGUUUGGAAAUAUCACAAUCAUAA